This is a messenger RNA of Apodemus sylvaticus (European woodmouse), 1015 nucleotides long. RefSeq names its product calcium channel flower domain containing 1 (gene Cacfd1). Gene Ontology annotation, cellular component: membrane. NCBI's taxonomy places the organism in Eukaryota, Metazoa, Chordata, Mammalia, Rodentia, Muridae. The record is from RefSeq and is a predicted model, not a curated record. Gene Ontology annotation, biological process: vesicle-mediated transport. The coding region runs from base 182 to 697 and encodes 171 amino acids. The transcript is spliced from 5 exons.
GAGGCAAGGGGAGCUUGUUAGUCUGUGAACACGCCCCUUAUGCUAAUAUGCGCCAUUUAUCCCCGCCCCCCGGCUAUGGCCUGCGGGUCCGCCCCUAUGCUAAUCACCGCCUCUCCCACAAGGCCGCGCGCGGGUGGACACGUCCCUUUGUGCGCGCCUGGGGCUGCGCGCAGCGUUCAGCAUGAGCGGCUCGGGUGCCGCCGGAGUGGCCGCCUGCCCAGCCCCGCCGGCACAGGAGGAGGGCAUGACAUGGUGGUACCGCUGGCUGUGCCGCCUGGCGGGAGUGCUAGGGGCCGUGUCCUGUGCCAUCUCUGGACUCUUCAACUGCGUCACUAUCCACCCUCUGAACAUCGCAGCUGGUGUGUGGAUGAUCAUGAACGCCUUCAUCCUGUUGUUGUGUGAGGCUCCCUUCUGCUGCCAGUUUGUGGAGUUUGCAAACACAGUAUCUGAGAAGGUUGACCGCCUGCGCUCCUGGCAGAAGGCUGUCUUCUACUGCGGGAUGGCCGUCGUCCCCAUCGUCAUGAGCCUGACCCUGACUACACUGCUGGGCAACGCCAUCGCCUUUGCCACCGGGGUGCUGUAUGGAUUGUCUGCCCUGGGCAAAAAGGGUGAUGCCAUUUCCUAUGCACGGAUCCAGCAGCAGAGGCAGCAGGCAGAUGAGGAGAAGCUGGCUGAGACGUUCGAGGGAGAACUGUGAGGUGAGGCAGGGCGGCCCAUCCUCAUUGCCUACUGCCAGUGGGGUCUGUGGAUUCUGGAGAAGGCCGAGUAUCAACUCUGUUAAACGGCCUGGGCGAGGAACACCUGCACGUCCGUGCCUCGAGCCUUCCUGUGCCUACCCUGUUCUCCGGACCUCCUGAGCCUGGAGCUCCUGCCCCACUAGAACCGAAGGCCUGGGCCAUGGGAUAUGGAUGGGACGAACUCACUCCUGUCAGCCUGUGGUGCAGAUUCUGUGCUGGCGACCCUUCCCAGACCUAAAAGCAGCCUCCCUUCAACACACUGGUCCUCACUCGGUUAA